Molecule: messenger RNA, 5959 nt
Organism: Tripterygium wilfordii
Lineage: Eukaryota; Viridiplantae; Streptophyta; Magnoliopsida; Celastrales; Celastraceae
Exons: 12
Coding region: 1-5640 (1879 amino acids)
Cellular component (GO): nucleus
Source: RefSeq, a predicted model, not a curated record
AUGCACGCGGUUGGAAGAGAAGGUUGCAAGCAUGCGUUGGGGGUAGUGAGGAGACGUUUCAUAUUAGCCACCGAACCCAAGGAAAAAGCCAUAAAAGCGGGCCUGAAAGUUUCUGGAAAGGCCAGCGUGAAGUUGCCCAGUCCUGACCACAGGGGUCCCACUCCCAUGCACACAGACCGAGACAGAGAAGAAGCCCAUCUCCACACGUUAAUAAGUGCAGACAAGUCCCAGCCACCCUUUGAAAAUGACAUGGAGAAGAUCGCGAGAUCAAACGGUGAGCAUUUAAAUGAAAAAGCCCACAGCCUUAAAAACUCACGGGACAAGAACGGCACCGUUACACACGCGCCUAUGGAUCGAAAAGCUGCUCGGUUUAUUUCUCUCUCUGCAGCGAUGGAUCUGACGGUGAAGGGAUUGAUACUACUCACUGUGAUUGAAGGUGGGAUCGAGGCUAGAACUGGGGAAAAUGCUAGGCUAUGCGUGGACGGGCAAGGUGAGGAUAGGAAACGGGGUCUGCAUAUAUGGAUAGGACCUUUGCCCAGCACUCCGAGUGUAGCUGGUGAUGGUUCUUCUUCGUCUCUGUUUUCCUCUCCGCGUAAUUCGUUUUCCGAGAGGAAGAUAGGAGUCCCGACUAGUUAUAUUACUAUGAUCAAGUAUAUAUAUAAAGGAGCCGUAGCUAGUGUUAGGACUAACGGAACCAUCACAACAGGUUUGCGCCAGGGGUCGGCACUAAGCUCAUUCCUUCCCGUUAUAGUAAUGGAUGAACUCACACCACAUAUCCAAGGAGUUCAUGAAAGUAUGAUCCUGGAUAGAAAUGAAUGGAGGAAACAAAUACACGAUCUGUCAGUGUUGUCACGAGGCCGCCGGGCGCGCGCCUGGGCUCUCCAGGCGGGUGCCUCGCCUAGUCUUAAUUGCCUGGCUUCAGCCAGGAGUGGGCUAGGCGCAAGCCUUAGACCAGGCGCAAGGCUGGUCGGGUGCUCGCCUAGGAGAAUUGAGGAUGGACGCAAGACAGUGUUGGUGACUCAAAGCUUGGCGACGGCAUCCUGUUGGAAGCUGCGCCAAACAAGAUAUUUUAUUCUUUUCACAGGGAUGAAAUCCCAGCUGCAUCCUUACUUCAUCCGUGUUAAGUUGCUUUCCUUCCGAAAGGUGUUGAACUUUCGUCAGAGAUUUGCCGGCGUGUUAAUGACAUUACAAACAAGUGUUUGUGGAACACAGGAAGAAAUAAAUCAAUUAUUUUAUAAGACUCGUGUGGAAAUGCAUGCAACAGUGCAGCCUGGCGGCCGUUCUCCAAACCAAAUUAAUGGCCGAACACCAACAUCACAGCUGAAACCUGGUUCUGAUACCAUACAAAACAGUGCUUCCUCCUUUCCUUCUCAAGUUAAGGGAAAGAAAAGGGAGCGGGGAGAUCAGGGCUCUGAGCCUGUCAAACGAGAUCGUUCAAUAAAAAAUGAUGAUGGAGACUCUAGCAAUGGCAGAGCAGACGUCAUCUUCAAGUCUGAGAUUGCUAAAAUUACAGAGAAAGGAGGGCUUGUGGAUUCUGAGGGGGUAGAGAAGUUCGUGCAACUCAUGCUCCCCCAAAGAAAUGAGAAAAAAAUAGACUUGGUUGGGCGUUCGAUACUUGCUAGCGUUGUAGCAGCCACAGAUAAGUUGGAUUGCUUAAAUAAAUUUGUGCAGCACAAGGGCUUGCCUGUAUUUGAUGAAUGGCUCCAGGAGGUCCAUAAAGGCAAGAUUGGUGAUGGUAAUAGCCCCAAGGAUAGUGAUAAAUCUGUCGAGGAGUUUCUACUUGUUUUACUCCGUGCCCUAGAUAAGCUUCCUGUUAAUCUUGACGCCCUACAGAUGUGUAACAUUGGCAAAUCUGUGAAUCAUCUACGUUCACAUAAGAACAUGGAAAUUCAGAAGAAAGCAAGGAGUUUGGUUGAUACUUGGAAGAAACGUGUUGAAGUUGAGAUAGAUGCAAAGUCGGGUUCAAAUCCAGCUGUGCCCUGGUCAGCAAGACCUCGUAUUCGUGAAAUAUCUCAUGGGGCAAAUAGACAGUCAGGUGGAACUUCUGAGGUUGCUGUAAAGAAUUCAGUUACACAGCUUUCGGCUUCUAAACCAGCUUCAGUUAAGCUUGUUCAGGGUGAUGCUACAACCACGCCGCCUGCUUCGGCUUCUCUGGAAUCGAUGAGAACAGCUCAAUCACCUGUAUAUGCAAGUACGGAUGCAAAAGAUGGAGAGUCUCGAAAUGCAGCUGCUGCUGGUGCCUCUGAUAUUCUAUUAAUGGCGGCCAGGGAUGAGAAAAGUAGCAGUUCUGGUCAGUCACAUACUAAUAGUCAGUCUUGUUCUGGUGACCAUGCAAAAAGUGGUGGAGUUUUUGGUAAGGAGGAUGCACGAAGCUCAACUGCUGGUUCAAUUACAGUGAAUAAGAUUACAGUUGGUUCUUCAAGGAAUCGUAAAUCUAUCAAUGGAUUCUUUGGGACAGCUCUAUCAGGGGUACAGAGGGAAGCUGGGUCAAGUAGAAGUUCUGUGAACAGAAAUCCUACAGAAAAGGUAUUACAGUCCACUUUGACAUGCGAAAAGGCAUUUGAUGAGCCUCUGGUUGAGAACACUACUCAAAAACUUAUUGUCAAGAUUCCAAAUCGAGUUAGCAGUCCUGUGCAAAGUGCCAGCGGGGGAUCCGUUGAGGACCCUUUGUUCAUGAAUGAAAGAGCUACUUCUCCUCUGCUUUUGGAGAAGAAUUAUCAAUUUGAUCGUAAUCUGAAGGACAAGGAUGAUGCUAAUCGAGCUAAUGGUCCUUUCAAUGUGAAUAAUGAGUCAUGGCAAAGCAAUGAUUUCAAGGAUGUACUGACCAGUUCUAAUGAGGGAGAUCCGUCACCUGCUGCUGUUCCAAAGGAGGAGUGCUGUAGGGCUGUUGAUGAUUGUAAGAAGUUGACAGAAGUGUCUAGGGCUGUUUCUUCUCCUUCUGGAAAUGAACAAAAAUCUGGGAAGCUGAAUGAUGCUUCUUUUAGCUCCAUAAAUGCUUUGGUUGACAGUUGUGUCAACUACUCUAAAGCGAAUGCAUCUGUGCCAGCUGGGGAUGAUGUUGGGAUGAAUCUGCUUGCACGCGUGGCUACUGAAGAGAUGUCCAAAUCCGAAGUGAUUUCAGCAUCUAAUUCUCCUCAACGAAACAACCUUUCGCUGGAUAACUCUACUACUGGCCAUGUUUCAAAAUUGAAAUUGUCAGCUGGAGAUGACCUUGCACAAGAUGGUGGUAGUCUUAGUCCUGAUGGCCCCUGUGAUCAGGAGAAGCAUUGGCCUAGAUUUGCUGAUGGAAAAACUGCUUCUUUGUUAUCUCAUGGGAAUUCCACCAACGAUGUCAAUGGACAUUCAAAUUCCUCUGAUAUUGAUUGGCAUCAAACUGUAGACCCAUGUGCAGAAAAUAACAGAAAAAUGAAGGAAACCGGAGCAAUGGAUUUUAUUACUGGGCCUUAUGUAAGCUCUGUGGAGAAGGCCUUGAAGGUAGAAGGAAGUGGAGAAGCUAAAGAGGAAAGUGCAGGUCUUGAGGUGAUUAUAGAUCACGUUCUAGAUACUAAACUGGAGGCAAGCAGUUCUUUUUUAACACAAGGAAAGUUAGAUGUGUCAGGUUUGGAUUUUAAGCCGGUAGCUGUUGAAGGAACAUCAUUGUAUCAAUCUUUAGAAAUUGAUGGUGACAGAAAAAAUGUAGCUGAAGGGUUGAGCAGUAUUAUGCAGACAGAGCAGAAGCCAUAUUCCGUGACGACGAGCUCCGAGAUUGUAAAAGGAGGGGAUGAGGACUUGUCUAAUCCUUCUGGUUCUGGUAAAGAUAUGAACAAUGCUGAAAAUUGUAAUGAGGACAAGACUGAGGAGGUGGAAAUCAAUGCUGGCAGUCAUGUCAAUAGCUGUCGAAAGCAAUCAACUGCGCCUGAUGAGAAUGCUGAUUUACUUUUGGAGCAUUGUACUGGAGCUGAUGGGGGUUCACCUUUUAUUGAUAACAAGGGCGUGCAUUUAAGCAAGAGUGUAGAAGGAAAUGAUGUGAGUGACCUGCAUGCAGGUUGUGGACCUGCACCUCCCAAGCCAGAAGCAGAACCGUGUGUAGGGUCAAAGGGAUCCAAGUUGAAUGCCGGUGGAAAUAAUGAAGCUGAGGAGUGUACAUCUGCCUCUGCAGAUGGUUCUUCUCCCUCUGCUACUGGUAGGGUUAAUGCAGAUGCGAAAGUAGAGUUUGAUCUGAAUGAAGGCUUUAAUGCCGAUGAUGCAAAAUACGGGAACACAAAUAACUCAAUAUCACCUUCAUGUUCUGCUUCUAUUCCAUUGAUUAGCCCUUUCCCUUUUGCUGUUUCUUCUGUAUCUAGUGGUCUCCCUUCAUUGAUUACUGUGGCUGCUGCUGCAAAAGGGCCCUUUGUUCCACCAGAGGAUUUAUUGAGGAGUAAAGGAGAACUUGGUUGGAAAGGAUCAGCUGCAACAAGUGCAUUUCGGCCAGCUGAACCUAGAAAGGUUUUAGAUAUGCGAUUGGGUUUAACUAGCGUAUCUCUUCCAGAUCCUACUGUUGGCAGGCCCAAUCGCCUUUUACUGGAUUUUGACUUGAAUGUACCAGAUGAAAGAGUCAUCGAGGAUUUAGCAUGUCAGUCUUCUACUCAAGAUACAGGUUCUGUGCAAGGGCUUACAAAUAGUUGCAAUAUCGCAGAUGAACUCAUUGGUUCUGGCCCUAGUCGUGCCUCUGGAGGACUUGAUAUUGAUUUGAAUAGAGUUGAUGAUGCUGUUGAUAUGGGGAACAGCUUAACAAGCAGUGGUCAUAGAGUGGAAUUUACACUUCCGCCAGUCAAAUCAUCAUCAACUGAUUUUCUUAAAGGUGAGGGGAAUACCCGCAGGGAUUUCGAUUUAAAUGAUGGGCCUGCUAUUGAUGAGAUUGGUGCAGAACCAUCACCAUUUAGUCAGCGUGCAAGGAAUACUGUGCCAUCACAGGCAUCUGCGCCUUUGCUUCGGAUGAACAAUCAUCAUAUGGGAAACAUUUCAACAUGGUUUACACCGUCAAAUACUUAUCCUGCAGUAUCAAUUCCACCUAUCUUGCCUGAGAGGGAGCAGUCUUUUCCAAUGAUUGCUCCUGUUGGGCCUCAGAGGAUGAUGACCCCAACUAAUAGUAGCACACCAUUUAGUCCCGAUGUUUACGGGGGACCGGUAUUGUCAUCUUCUCCUGCGGCUCCUUUCCCUCCUACUCCAUUUCAGUAUCCUGUCUUCCCUUUCGGGGCAAACUUUUCUCUUCCAUCAGCCACAUUUCCUGGUGGUUCAACCGCACAUGUGGAUUCAUCGUCUGGUGGGAGAAUUUGGUUUCCUGUUGUGCAUUCACAAUUAUUAGGACCUCCUGGCGCAGUCCCAUCUAAUUACCCAAGGCCUUAUGUUGUUACCCUUGCUGAUGGCAGCCAUAGUGGUGGCACUGACAGCAGUAGGAAAUGGGGUGGUCAGGGUCUAGAUCUCAAUGCAGGACCGCUGGUCCCAGAUAUAGAAGGGAGAGAGGAUAUGACUGCUAUUGGGGCAAGGCAACUGUCUGUUGCCAGUUCACAGGCUCUAGUAGAGGAGCAAGCACAAUUUUAUCAGGUAGCAGGUGGUAGUGCUUUAAAGAGGAAGGAGCCAGAGGGAGGAUGGGAGGGUUACAGGCAGACACCAUGGCGGUAGGAAUUAAAAAUGACAGGAAUCUGGGGGAUCCAUCAAAGCUUUUCUUGAGGAUGGGGCUUUGUUCGACACCUAAAUAUCAACAUCCUACUUAUGUGCUUUCAAUGAUGACUGAUGAGUGUUUCUGGGGUUUCUGGAUUUUCUUCCGAAUGGGAUACUGGAAGUCUGGAAGGCAGGUCAGAAAUUUAUAACCCAAUAACGUUUGAAUGUUCUACUUUAUGAGGUAGGUUGUGAGUGGAUUUAUUGGUGAAUGUUUAAAAUCCUAAUGUAACUUGGGCAUAUUCACUUUUGGAAUGACAAACAAACAUUGCACUUUACAGAA